Molecule: messenger RNA, 2548 nt
Organism: Cariama cristata (Red-legged seriema)
Lineage: Eukaryota; Metazoa; Chordata; Aves; Cariamiformes; Cariamidae
Product: probable phospholipid-transporting ATPase VD
Exons: 13
Biological process (GO): phospholipid translocation
Cellular component (GO): plasma membrane
Molecular function (GO): ATP hydrolysis activity; ATP binding; magnesium ion binding
Source: RefSeq, a predicted model, not a curated record
CAAAGAGGCUGGAAUCCUAUCAAGAGAUGGCUUCAGAGGAUGAGGAUUCAGCUGAUUGUCAGUGUGACUCUUCGACCCAUAUUUCAAAAUGGCAGGGGCACAACUGCAGAGCUGUGAAUGAACCUUUGAACAGAAAGUCUUUCAAUCAGUUGUCUGGUAGUUACCCUGCAUUAGGAGGGGAAGAUGGAGCAGGUGAUGUUCCCCACACAGGACAUGUUGCUUUCAGCAGCCCCAUUGAAACGGAUGUUGUACCAGACACACAACUGCUGGAGAAGUUCAGUCAAAUUUAUUCUCAUUCCUAUCAACAAUCAGAAGAAGCUAGCAGCAAGUUAUCUUUAGAGACAACGUACAUCACUGACUUCUUUCUUGCUCUGGCAAUCUGUAAUACUGUUGUAGUUUCAGUCCCCAGUCAACUGCGUCAGAAGAUGAGACUCUCUUCGCUGGGUAGGAUGCCUAUUAAAUCACUUGAGGAAAUCAGGCAGAUGUUCCAGAGGUUGUCAGUCCGGAGACUAAGUUCCUCCCCACUUGCAAGUAUGAAAGAGUCAUCAUCUGAAAGCCCCAAUAGUUUUGUGAGCAAACUGUCCAUUUUCAGAAUGAAACUGGCUUCACCAGCUGUGGAUGGAGCUGCUCGAAGGGCUGCUGAGCCUCACAAUACUGACAGCCCAGAAAAUUCCCAAGUGCCUCAAGAACUAGAUAUGGUGGAUGUAGCUGCUGGCAGCGAACACAACAGUGCUGCGUCAUCUAUUGAAUUGUCUCCCUUACCUAAACUAUGUUACGAAGCUGAGAGUCCGGAUGAAGCUGCCUUGGUUCAUGCUGCUAGGGCUUACAAAUGUGUUUUACAGUCUAGGACUCCAGAUCAAGUAACUGUGGACUUCAUAGGUCUGGGAUCUUUAACGUUUCAGCUUUUGCAUAUCCUGCCUUUUGAUUCAGUGCGGAAAAGGAUGUCAGUGGUGGUUCGGCAUCCAGUCUCCAACAAAGUGGUGGUGUACACAAAAGGUGCAGACUCAGUCAUGAUGGAUUUGUUGAGAACUACAUCUGAAGGUACUAAUAAUUCAGAAAUGGAACCAAAUAAGAUUAAAGAGAGAACUCAGAAGCAUUUGGAUGACUAUGCCAGAAGAGGACUGCGCACUCUGUGUAUUGCUAAGAAGGUGAUGAGUGAUGCAGAAUAUGCAGAGUGGUUAAACCAUCAUUUUUUAGCGGAAGCUAGUAUUGACAAUAGGGAGGAGCUGCUGCUUGAAUCUGCCGUCAGGCUUGAGACUGAACUAACUUUGCUUGGUGCCACUGGCAUUGAAGAUCGCCUGCAGGAGGGUGUUCCAGACACAAUACAGGCAUUACGGAAAGCGGGAAUAAAAAUAUGGAUGCUGACAGGUGACAAGAGAGAGACAGCUGUCAACAUUGCCUAUGCUUGUAAACUGCUGGAACCAGAUGACAGAAUCUUCACUCUCAAAUCACAGAGUAGGGAUGCCUGUGCCUUGGUGAUGAGCAAAAUUUUAGAAGGCAUCCAGAAGAAUACUUCUGCCAAAAAUUCCCUCAGUCAGAAACUUGGGAGUGUCUCUGCAAGUUCCUCCACCCAAGCUCCAGGGUUCAGUGCAGGCCUGGUUAUUGAUGGAAGGACUUUAGAGCAUGUCCUUCAUGACAGCCUACAGGAUAUUUUCUUGGAACUCACGGAAAGAUGUCGGGCUGUAGUCUGCUGCCGAGCCACACCACUGCAGAAGAGUGUCCUGGUCAGACUGGUGCGAAAUAAGCUGAAGGCAAUGACAUUAGCUGUCGGUGAUGGUGCCAAUGAUGUCAGUAUGAUCCAGGUGGCUGACACUGGUGUGGGAAUAUCGGGCCAAGAGGGCAUGCAGGCUGUUAUGGCAAGUGACUUCGCAAUCUCUCAGUUUAGACACCUCAGGAAGCUGCUGCUUGUCCACGGUCAUUGGUGUUACACCAGACUUACCAACAUGGUGCUUUACUACUUCUACAAGAACGUGGCCUACGUGAACCUCCUGUUCUGGUACCAGUUCUUCUGUGGGUUUUCAGGCACAUCAAUGACUGACUACUGGAUCUUGAUUCUUUUCAAUCUCCUAUUUACAUCAGUGCCACCCAUCAUUUAUGGUGUCUUGGACAAAGAUGUGUCUGCGGAGAUACUCAUGCAGCUCCCACAACUAUACAUGAUGAGCCAGAAGUCUGUGGCUUACUUACCUUCAACUUUCUGGAUAACCUUGCUGGAUGCUUUUUACCAAAGUCUUGUUUGCUUUUUUGUGCCUUACUUUACUUACUAUGGCUCAGACAUAGACAUUUUUUCUUUUGGAAACCCUAUAAACACAGCAGCGCUCUUCAUAAUACUGUUUCACCUUCUCAUUGAGUGCAAGUCUGUGACUUGGAUACAUACAGCAAUUAUAGUUGGCAGCAUCCUGUUCUACUUUGUCUUUGCUCUGGCUUUUGGGGCAACCUGCAAAACCCACAACCCACCAUCAAAUCCUUACUGGAUCAUGGAAAAGCACAUGACAGACCCAGUAUUUUACUUAGUUUGCCUCCUGACUACUUGUGUUGCUCUGCUACCCAG